AUCACCGCCCAGCCAGCCACAAGCCCAACAUGUCGCAUCAUCCCGAGGUGCCCGACGACCACUACCGUCCCACGUACGAGGACAUUCACCAGCACAUUGCGAGCACGGCUCGGCAGAUCCGCGCCACCUUUCGGCCCGAUCUCAUCGUUGCCAUCGGGGGCGGCGGCUUCUUCCCUGCGCGUGUUCUGCGGACAUUCCUCAAGCGCAACGUUGGUGGUGACAAGCUCGUCAACGUGCCUAUCCAGGCCAUUGGCCUGAGCCUGUACGAGGACCUGGCAAGCGACGAGACCAACACCUCUGGACCCACGGCAAAGGGCAAGAUCGGCCUCGAAGUCGUCCGGACCCAGUGGCUCGAUGCGCCAAAGAGGGAGGGCGACGACGCCCUGACGGGCGGGCUGCUUGGCAAGAACAUUCUCAUUGUCGAUGAGGUCGAUGACUCGAGGACCACGCUGCAAUAUGCAUACAAUGAGCUUGUGUCCGACGUGCGCAAGUCGCUCGAGGCGCUGUCGCCCGAGCAGCGAGCCAAGGUCGGCCCCACGCGCUUCGCAAUCUUUGUCGUCCACAACAAGCUCCGGAACAAGAAGGGAACAUUGCCCAUCGUCUGGAGCAACCACGCGACGGUGGCACCCCAGCCCAACGAGACACAGGCGCCCGCGAAGCUGGGCCCCGGCGAGGAGCUCGUCGAGAAGAGAAACGACGGCAACGGCAAGGUUGUCGAGGGGCUCUGGUACUUUGCUGCCGAGACAACGGGCGACAUUUGGGUCGAGUACCCCUGGGAGCAAGAAGACAUCGAGGAGCACAAUCGCAUCGCUGCCGUGGCAAAGAAGCUGGGCGUCAAUACGGGUGCUGUGGAAUCCUCUUCAUAGUUUUCAAUAGACUAUUGUGCUCCACAUGCAGACCUCGAGAAAGCCCUUCUGCCAUCAGCCUUCUUCGUCUGGUUUCCUCCCGUUGAAUCUGGCUCGGUGCUGUCGUCAUGUCGUCGCCCUUUGCCUCAGUCCCACUUUGAACUCUUCCUUGGCCAACCAUUGCAACCUGAAGCCUGGGCUUGUGUGGUUCGCCAAGGACAAGGCGCACUCGCUACUCCAG
Messenger RNA from Acaromyces ingoldii, 1086 nucleotides. RefSeq names its product PRTase-like protein. Gene Ontology annotation, cellular component: cytoplasm. The transcript is spliced from 5 exons. NCBI's taxonomy places the organism in Eukaryota, Fungi, Basidiomycota, Exobasidiomycetes, Exobasidiales, Cryptobasidiaceae. Gene Ontology annotation, biological process: IMP salvage; hypoxanthine metabolic process; GMP salvage. Bases 30 to 866 code for a protein of 278 amino acids. The record is from RefSeq and is a predicted model, not a curated record. Gene Ontology annotation, molecular function: hypoxanthine phosphoribosyltransferase activity.